AUGCCUCACAAACCCCCAACAAAGGAGGAGCUAGAGCGCCGCAAGAUUGUCGGCAUCAACGAGGAGACCAUCACCGAUGUAGCAUCCUCCGACUACCCAUUGCACUACCCCGGCGAGGAACACAGCUGGGACAUUGACGCUUUCCGACGCGGAUUCAGCAUCCAAUUCCACCACAAUGACCCUUUCGAAGCCUCCUUCUCCCUCAUCGGCAUCGACGCCUCGAUCGCCAACGCCUUCCGCCGCACCAUGAUCGCCGACAUCCCGACCCUCGCCAUCGAGACAGUCUUCAUCAACAACAACACCUCCGUCAUCCAAGACGAAGUCCUCUCCCACCGCCUCGGCCUGAUCCCCUUCAAAGGCGGCCACGAAGGUCUCCACAAGUUCCUCAAGUGGUGGCGCAAACCCACCGACGAAACCCUCGUCAACAGCAGCUACUACGACUACAACACGGUAUCCCUCCGCCUCGAGAUCCAGUGCGAACACAACGACAAAGCCGCCCCCGGCGAGACCGACCCGACCAAGCUCUACAAGCACGCCCACGUCUACGCGCGCGACAUCGAGUUCUGCCCCGUUGGCCGACAGGACCGCUACUUCUCCGGCGCUGACACCAUCGCCCCCGUCAACCCGGACAUCCUCAUCGCCAAACUGCGCCCGGGCCAGGAGAUUUCGCUGUCUAUGCACAUGCACAAGGGCGUCGGGUCUGACCACGCCAAGUUCUCUCCCGUCGCUACCGCUUCCUACCGCCUCAUGCCUGUCAUCAACAUCGAGCGGCCCAUUCUCGGUGCCGACGCCGAGAAGUUUGCCCGCUGCUUCCCCCGCGGUGUUAUCGGGUUGAAGAAGGUGACGGCCAAGGAGGCGGCGCAAGAAGGUAGUGGGUAUGAGGGCCACGAGGGUGAGGUCAAGGCUGUUGUGGUUGACCCGAUGCGCGAUACUGUGAGUCGUGAGUGCUUGCGGCAUGAGGAGUUUAAGGGCAAGGUCAAGCUUGGUCGGAGGAGGGACCAUUUCAUCUAUCUUGUUGAGAGCACGGGCCAGUGGGAGAGUGAUGCGAUCUUCUUGGAGGCUGUGGCGCACUUAAAGAAGCGGGCGCGGGACUUGGAGAAGCAGGUUGUCAAUAUGGUCCGGUAA
Dichotomopilus funicola is the source of this 1125-nucleotide messenger RNA. Its product is annotated as DNA-directed RNA polymerase. The coding region runs from base 1 to 1125 and encodes 374 amino acids. Lineage: Eukaryota; Fungi; Ascomycota; Sordariomycetes; Sordariales; Chaetomiaceae. The transcript has 2 exons. Gene Ontology annotation, molecular function: protein dimerization activity; DNA binding. The record is from RefSeq and is a predicted model, not a curated record. Gene Ontology annotation, biological process: DNA-templated transcription. Gene Ontology annotation, cellular component: RNA polymerase I complex; RNA polymerase III complex.